AUCCUGUUAGCCACUAGAAAAAUCUCUCUAUUUCUUUCCAUCACUCCUAUCCAAAAUACAAUCUUUUUCCUCCCGCUACCGUCGAGGUGUGAUCGGCGGCGGGGGCGGCGGCAACUUUCCGGGUUCUAACAGCGUCAUGGCAUCACCAGCAUCACCCUGUAGAUCUUUUAUUUGGUAUCUGUAGCUGCUUUUGGACCUUCUGCUGCGUUAGUAUUGCUCUAAAGAGGAGAAAAGGGCCAAAAGGCCCAUUUUUAGGAGAUGGGAGGGGACAAAAUUAGUGAGAGGACUUUGAGGUACAGAAGGAGGUCAACCAUUGUUGUUGGAGCAAAGAAGCAGAGGUGCAUCCCUAGAAAAAAGCAGAAGACUGAAUACAGACCUUGGGCAGAUCUUCACGAAGACAUGUUGAGGAUUAUCAAGAGCAAGUUAUGCCUUUCUGAUCAAGUAAGGCUUAGUGCAGUUUGUAAAAGUUGGCAGCUUUCUGGGAGACCGCUGAUGGCAAUGGCCUAUUUCUCUAAGCAUUGCUAUUCUGCAAUCUCGCCGGAUCCAUGGGAUGACUCAUCUGAUCGAGAUGUUACCUUUGCAUGCGAGAUUUAUGACUCUUGUGGUGGAAAGAUUCACAAGGCUAGUUAUAAUAUAUCAGAAAGAGGUUGGCCUUCUUUUUUCUACCGAUGGCCAGAGGUUUGUGCUUCCAAAGAGGGCUGGUUGCUUAUAGUGGACUGUGCACACACUGCUGGAACUGUCACCUUUUGUAACCCUUUUUCCAACCUUGUUUUAUCAGUACCCAGAUUGGGACAUCAGAUAGAUGUGGCAACUUUCUCUACAAUCCCUACUUCGUCGAACUGCAUAAUCUUUGUUUUCUAUCGUAGUUGGGGCAAGACACACCUUGGUACUUACCGUUUUGGUGAUAAAAGUUGGACCAAACUAAUAAUUGCCGAGAGAAAAGCUGCAGCAGAAGUAUUGAGCAUGUUAUACAUCGAGGGGGUACUCUAUUAUGUUUUUGAGGAUGGAAUGUUGGGCUGCUUUAGUUAUUCCGGGAAAUAUUGCAGUGUACUUACUGAAAGGUUUCCCAAACGCGAUUCUAAAAGCUCCUUUGUUAGCUAUCACCUGGUUGAACACAGGGAACAGAUUCUCUUGGCAACCGCAGAUGAGGACGCCAAUUGGUGUAUUUUCAGAUAUGAUGAGUCUCAGAUGAAAUGGAUUGCUGGGAUAAGCUUAGGAAAGUGGGCAUUAUGCGUAAGUAGUAAUUCGUUUGUAGUACAAGCUGUUGGGGAUCAAGUUGACCUUGCAGACUGUAUUUGCUACUUUGACUAUGAAACCCAUGAUUUGAAGGUGUACUCGUUAAAGGAUAAGCAAUUGAAGGAUCCGCAGCAUAAAAUACUGACAUCUAGCGGUACUUUCGACCUCAAACAUGACCUUACAAUCUGGAUUGAACCUCCUAAUAUUUGAAAGGGAAUGACCAUGUAAGCUUGCUAAUAUUUGGAAGGGACAGUUUAGUUGCUUUAGUUCUCAUAGACAACAAUUUGGUGGAUCCUUAUAAAAUUUCAGUAUCAAGCCCUUUGGUUGAGGAUAAUUUAAGAAUUUUUCAUUUACUAUGGUGACUUUGUUAUAAAAUGGAUAUCCAGUACAGACUGAGGUGGGAAUAGGAUAUUGCCUGCAAAUGACUCAAAGCCAUUUCGGUUUUCUCAUUGCCAGAAACAUGUGAAAGAGGGGAUCUGAUGUUUGUAUUCAGGGGUUAGAUGAUAUAGUAUAUUGCAUCAAAAGUUGGGCUACUCAGACCAGUGCUGCUGGUUAGUGGUUACUUGAAAUGUUUGUCUUGUAAAUAACGAUCUCAAAAAUUUGUUAUUCAUAUCCUUGGCAAAUUCUCAUUACUGGACUUAAACG
Molecule: messenger RNA, 1881 nt
Organism: Coffea eugenioides
Lineage: Eukaryota; Viridiplantae; Streptophyta; Magnoliopsida; Gentianales; Rubiaceae
Product: F-box/kelch-repeat protein At1g57790-like
Exons: 2
Coding region: 259-1446 (395 amino acids)
Source: RefSeq, a predicted model, not a curated record